Messenger RNA from Triticum urartu, 2236 nucleotides. RefSeq names its product protein YLS7-like. The record is from RefSeq and is a predicted model, not a curated record. Gene Ontology annotation, cellular component: Golgi apparatus. NCBI's taxonomy places the organism in Eukaryota, Viridiplantae, Streptophyta, Magnoliopsida, Poales, Poaceae. Gene Ontology annotation, molecular function: O-acetyltransferase activity.
GUUUGGGGUUGUUAUCGAAUAGCACUUGCUGUAACGAACCGAGAGCGAGGCCGCCGACCCCCUCUGCUUCCUUUACCUCCUUCCUCCCCAGAUCUGAUCCAGAAGAGAGAAUUGAGUAGAUCCGCGCCGCCGGCGGCUCCCCACGCGCGUUCGCCGCCAUAGGCAUACCCGAUCUACCUCACCGCGCGCCUGCUGCCUCCGCGCCAGCCCCCUAUUUCGGACAUUCGAGGUACGAGCAUUUCGUCGUUCCAUCCCAGCGAUUAGUCAAACCCCACCGAGCUCCACGGAUUCGCGGCGCGGCGCCCGGUGAGCGCACGCCGUUCCAGAUCCGCCCCCUGAGUUGCAGGGCCUGAUCGUUGGGCCCUUGGAGAAAUCACUUGAGGUUGCGGGUCUCGGAUGCGGCCAUGAGUUUGCCGGGGAAGAAGGCCGCGGCCGGGGCUGGGGGAAUCCGGCGGUGGCUCUCCACCGCCGUGCUGUCGGCGCUGGCGCUGGUGCUGAUCCUGGUGGUGAUUUCGCUGUCGGUGGGCUCGCCCCUGCCCGGGGCGUCGCUCCCUGAAUACCCAGCUGUCAGAGCUAGUCACCCAAAGGGGAACGCUACCGCCGAUGAUGGGAGCAAGAAUGAUAUUGCCACUGGUGUUCCGUUACCAGGGAAAGAGUUGCAGGGUGGCCAGGAGCCCUUGAUUGAGCACAGCGCCCAAAAUGCUACUCUCAACUCAAGCGAGGGGUCUCUGAAUACAAGAGAGGUUGAUGACACAGUACCGGAUCCAGUUCCUGUUGACAGCAAAAUACAGGAUCCAGUAGUAGCUAUGGAUGAUACCACGCCAAAACUCAAUGAUUCUCAAAGGCCUGAUCAAGGUACCUGUGAUCUUUAUCAUGGGGAGUGGGUUUUCGAUUCAUCUGGGGCGUUGUACACAAACAACUCUUGCCCUGUCAUCACACGGAUGCAGAAUUGCCAGGGAAAUGGGCGACCGGACAAGGACUAUGAGAGUUGGAGAUGGAAACCUCAACAGUGCACCCUCCCACGCUUUGAUGGAAUUAAGUUCUUGGAGUUAAUGAGAGGCAAGACUCUUGCCUUUGUUGGGGACUCGGUUGCUCGAAAUCACAUGGAAUCUCUCCUUUGCAUUCUGUGGCAGGUAGAAACCCCAGUAGACCGUGGCAGCCGCAGGAUGAACAGGUGGAUCUUCAGGUCAACCAAAACAACUAUUAUCCGCAUCUGGUCUGCUUGGUUAGUGCACAGAUCAAUUGAAGCUGUGGGGUUUGCUCCUGAGGGUCUUGAUAAGGUUUUCCUGGAUGUAGCAGAUGAGACGUUCAUGCAAUUUAUCGCUUCUUUUGAUGUACUUGUCCUGUCAUCUGGACACUGGUUCGCCAAACGGUCAGCCUAUAUCCAGAAUGGCAAUGUUGUUGGAGGGCAGCUCUGGUGGCCUCAACAAGCUGGAAAGAUGCAGAUAAACAACGUUGGCGCAUUUGGUGUGUCAGUUGAGACUUGCCUGACUGCUUUGGCGACCCACCCAAAUUUCACAGGGAUAGCUGUUCUGCGCACAUACUCUCCAGAUCAUUAUGAAGGCGGGGCAUGGAACGCUGGUGGGUCAUGCACCGGGAAGGUUAAGCCCUUGGAUGCGGUGGUGAGGAACGGAUACACGGAUGCAAUGUAUGAGAAACAAGUUGCAGGCUUCAGAAAGGCAGUGCAGAAUUCUGGGAAACAUAGCUCCAAGUUGAAAUUGAUGGACAUCACUGAGCCCUUUGCGUUGAGAGCUGACGGGCAUCCUGGUCCAUACAGAAGUCCCGACCCAAACAAGAAGACUCAAAGAGGACCAGAUGGGAAGCCUCCACCCCAGGAUUGUCUGCAUUGGUGCAUGCCAGGACCUAUAGAUACAUGGAACGAGAUGCUGUUUGAGACCAUACGAAGCGAACUAGAGGGAGACAGCAGCAGGUGAAGAAAAACGCUUGGUCGCUACUUGCCAAUUUGCCAUUAUGUGGUAUGUCCUGCAAUGCUGCUAAAUCGUCAGUGUAUAUCAGAGUGCUUAUGAUGUUGUUGUACCACGGAUAGGAAGAACUAUAGCAAAUCUGUAGGAGUAUAUGACCACAGUUGAGAUAGGGAAUGGAAGAUAUCUUUUAGCACCUAACUCCAAUCCCUUGGCAAGAGGGAUGGAAAACAGUAUGAAAUGCACCUGUAUCUGGAGAUAUUCGCUACAUUUUUUGCCCGACACGUUGUCACACGAAAGGUUUUUAUUGCCAA